Messenger RNA from Orbicella faveolata, 2935 nucleotides. RefSeq lists its product as uncharacterized. Gene Ontology annotation, molecular function: protein binding. Lineage: Eukaryota; Metazoa; Cnidaria; Anthozoa; Scleractinia; Merulinidae. The record is from RefSeq and is a predicted model, not a curated record.
ACGCAUUUUGAAUAGAUAUGCAUUGUCUGUAUCUUAGAUCUGGUUUCUCGUGGGGAAUAAAGUGUUCAAAUUAUGCCAAGGUAGUAAUUAAGAAUGCUGCUGUUGUAUGUAUUUUUUUUUCUACAACGUUACUCAUUGUUAUGUAUUUAAUAUCCAGAAAUUGCGACACCGACCACUCGAUAUCAGUCAAGUUCACUGAAGGUCUUUGAACUUCCCGUAUCAAACGUGCUUUCCGGCCUCAACUUUAUACCCGAGUACUCAAUUGCUUCUUAGUCCAUUUAUUUCUCAAAGGGCGACUGUGUGUUUUUCAAAGUAGAAAGAGGUAAGUUCGGUGAUCUAAGUGGAAAUAUGUCGUGUGUUAGACUAAUAGCGAUGUUAAGUGUAAUUUGCCGAUGACGCGUACGUGACUCGCUGGUGACUGAGAGUUGCCCAUUGUCACGACAUAUCCCUAAAAGUAAUCAGGUGAGAAAAAGAAAAAGUCUGAAAGAAAGCAGUUAACUUCGAUAGACUUUCGCGGUUGUAGGGGAGUCUGUGAUAUUCGCGAAGUAGCCUACGAGGAAGCUGUCUUAUAGCUCCUCUGAGCGGGAAGGAAGGAAGGGUGCGUCACGGAUUGACAUAGCUGUCACUGUCAGUCGUCUGGUGUUUAAAUACUUUGAAAAUAAGGGUGUCUACCUGAUCAAGGUUGAAAAACUGACUAAAAUUACCAAAAAACUACAAGGGAAGUAAUCAAGCAACACACAGGCGGCUUUUCUACCUUUCUCUUACACUAUUGAUCACGUGUACAAGCUAUACCGACUUAUCUCAAUCGUAUUUUUGUGUCAGUUUAGCCGAGGUGAAGAACUGAGUCAUGGCGGAAAGUCAAGUCAAUUCUCGUGAAGCAAAACUGGAUUUUGAUGAACAUGUUUUAGAAGUCAUAGCUCAAGGCCCAGCUCCAGUCCCACAUCCUUCUGAUGAAAAACUUGAUUUUGAUGAUGAUACUCUAAAAGCGAUAGCAGAAGUCUAUCAGGAAGAAGGUGACAAAGAAUUCACYAGAAAAGAAGUUUGUAACGCGAUAUACUUCUACACGGAAGGAAUUCAAGUGAACUGUAAGGAUUUCCAGCUGAAUGCCAAGCUGUACAGCAACAGAGCAACAGCUUAUUACCGUCUCGGGAAUUUUCACCAGGCCCUGAAUGAUGCAGCAGCUGCCGUCAAGUUGGAACCAACCUUGACUAAAGCCAUAGAAACAGGAGCAAGCGCUUGUGAGAAGCUACAGUGUUAUGAAGACGCCAUAUCGUGGUGUGAGAAGGGAUUGGCAGUAUCCUUCAUAACAUCAUGUAUAUUAAUGUUCUUAUCCAGCUGUGCAGGGAUUCUAGUGAAAGUAGUUGUGGGAUAACUUACAAAAAGCUGUGCUCUCCCCCUCUCUUCCCCCUUACAUGCCGCUAAAAUCCCGCUAAUCCCUUUCUCCGUUGUACAGUCGUGGGGGUAUGAGUUGUUACUUCGAGGGGCAACUUAAUCGAAAAACUUAUGAGGAACUGAACCAGUAGAAACUCAUUUCGGGAAAUAAUAGAGAGUUUGAAAUUCAAUUUUUAUCAGUUUGCUCUGUUACUUGACAACCCAUAUAAAAACAAGUUAGAGAUUCAAAUGUAUAAUUAUAUCAAAAGGUGUAAUGUUGCUCUGUCUCCAAUAUUAUUCAUCUACACACUAGAUAAAUAAGCUAAGACAGCCUCCUUCUUACUAUCAAAAAAGCCCCCGUUUUUCCGAAGGUUUCCCCUUUCGCUUCAACCAAGACGAAAUUGCAACUUGGGUUUCUGUGGUAAAAAUAAAUGACUUUCCUUUGAUUUUUUUUCCAACGCUGACUGUACCCCUGAGGUCAAAUCCCUUUGUACUACUACCUGCCGAAUUCUCAUACAAAUUGCCUCCAAAAAAAAAGCCUUUGAUUCUUACAGUCACAAAUAUUAAGUCACGCAUUGAAUUAUCGGGCCGUGUACAGCAUUCUUCGCCUGUUAGUAGGUGAGCUAGUUUACAUUAAUUUCAGCCCUUCUUCGUUACUUACUAAUUUUUAGUACAUUACAUAGCAAUAUAUAGAUUAGUUUUUCUCAAAGAUAUACAUGUUAUUUACCGGCUGGGAGGUCCGUAUAGGGAAAAGUCUGGGAAAUGCUGCCCGAGGCCGCAGGCCAAGGGGAAGCGUUUUCAAGGACGAGGUCAGAGUUUCUCAGUAUAUGGACCUCCCAGCCGGCAAAUAACAGGUUUAUCCUUUUAUUUAUGGUAAAUUGGUUUACCAGUGGGACUAUUUACGCCACUGUGUCUCUUAAUCGGCUAAGGUGUCGUCUACAAAACCAUUCGUAAAAUAUCAUCCCAACGACUAACUCAGAUAUUAGAUGCAAAAGCAUCUAUAAAAGAACAGAUACAUUUCUUACAAUUUAAUAUUGAUUGCAUUUAUUUCACCACUUAAGUGACAUUGUCAGAGAAAACCGGGCAGGACCAAAAGAUCGAGGCUUCAUCAUUUCACAGUAUAAAAGUUACCCAAAUAGAUUGACAACCAUGACAUUUGCCGAAGUAGGCGUUCCAUUUUCUUCGAGAUAUCACCACAUGAAUUUGGCCCCUCAAGCGGUGUAAAAUGGCCGAAAUGUUAGGCAGCUGUAGCUGAGCCUAAAAGAUUCUUCGCUCAAAUUCCAGAAUCUCUCGUUUUCGUGUGAUAAUAUUAGUCCUCAUAUUAGUUGACUAAGAUAUAUUAGAGGUCUUUCGAUUUAAUUCUACGGUUUUCACGGGCCGUCGAAUCGUUAAUGAACGUGACCCAAAUAUUAGCCAUUUUCAGCGAGUUGUUAUUCACAAUUUCGGCAGUCUAUUUCCACAAGAAAACAUUUUUCUGAAAGUCUUUUACACUGUUAUGAAUAUCCAGUUUAGUUAAAAUUGGUAUCUACUGGCAAAUCGGAGUAAUUGGUCUCGCAAAGUCCAA